GUCAUGACGUGUUCUAUGAAACGUGCAGUUUAUGCGUCGUUGUGGUGUUUAUUUUGUGUUUUGUGUUUAUUUAAUUAAUAAACAGGUAUCUAGAGUCUGUGUUGGUGUUUAGUCGAUAAAAAUAUCCUCACAAAUAAAACUAACAAAUCCAAACGAAAAAAUGCCAUACCAAGUAUAUUACGAAAACAAUCUACUAUCCCAGUUGAAUUGUGCAACUGUAUUCACUCUGAAAGAGACGAUAUCUCAAAAAUGUGGUGUUCCUAUAGAAGAUUUGUCUGCUACCGUUCAUGGGAAGCUUGUUACAGACGAUUUCGACUUGAGAAUAUUCGAUAAUGUAAUCAGAGUGUGUCCUCGUCUGAGAGGUGGUAAAGGGGGUUUUGGUUCUAUGCUUCGUGCUAUUGGAGCCCAAAUUGAGAAAACCACAAAUCGUGAAGCCUGUCGUGAUUUAUCAGGUCGUCGUUUACGUGAUAUAAACGAAGAAAAAAGGCUUAGGAAGUGGUUGGAAGGCCAAGAAGAGCGCGAAAGAGAGGCUGCUGAUCGCAAACAGAAGAAAAUCGAGAGAUUAUUGGCCGAGCCCAAGAUUGAUGUCAAUUUGAAUCCAGUGUAUGAAAAAGUUCGUCAAGAGCUGCCUGAGAGGGUGAGUGCAGCUGUGGAUGCAGGUUGGCAAGCUGCAGGUACGAGCAGUGAAGCUGGUAUCAAACGAAAAAUAGACGAUGAUAAGCCUGCAGGGAAGAAAAAGGCUAAGCUAUGGAUAGAUGCUGAGUUGUCGGACUGCUCAUCCUUAAGUGAUGAUGAAGAUGAAGAAGAAUCAAAUCGGCUUCAAGUACAAACUGUAUCAACUGACAGUGGGAAUGAGUCUGAUCGAACAUCGGAAGCUAGCAAUAAAGUGUGAUCAGUGUUUACAAGUCUUAAUUGAAAUAUAUUCCUCUAUAAUCUUCACAAAUGUAUCUAUAUUCAUUGCAUUCAUAAAUUGAUUGUAACAAUCUUAAGAAGCUAUCAAUACAGUAAUGUACUUUGAAAUUUGCAAAAUC
This is a messenger RNA of Chilo suppressalis (striped riceborer), 1031 nucleotides long. The record is from the annotation of a GenBank genome assembly. NCBI's taxonomy places the organism in Eukaryota, Metazoa, Arthropoda, Insecta, Lepidoptera, Crambidae.